Molecule: messenger RNA, 3243 nt
Organism: Fusarium odoratissimum NRRL 54006
Lineage: Eukaryota; Fungi; Ascomycota; Sordariomycetes; Hypocreales; Nectriaceae
Product: protein farnesyltransferase subunit beta
Exons: 5
Coding region: 492-1988 (498 amino acids)
Biological process (GO): protein farnesylation
Cellular component (GO): protein farnesyltransferase complex
Molecular function (GO): protein farnesyltransferase activity
Source: RefSeq, a predicted model, not a curated record
UUUCUUGUACUCAAUACUUCUCCUGCUGGGUUUCUUCCUCUUUGGUGUUAGAAAGUAUCCAGAGCUGUGGUGGUUUCAAGCUCAUACAGUUUGUCUGUCUUUUCAACUACAACGUUGACGUUUCUUAAAGACAAACAAGUCGCGCAAUACCUCAAGCACCGCAGUCCAACCAAUUCUGCGUCGACCAUUACCAGAUCCAAGCUCAAGAUAAUAGGGUUUUCGAUAUUAAAAUCAACACAAACUCGAGGAAAUCGACCUCAUGGCAUGACCUGUCGUUGGUACCAAAGUAACCAACAAAGAGAAUGCCCCGCCAAACGCAUAUUCUUAUUGGGCACAGGAACGAAAUCGUCCACUUGAACCAAUAUGUGGGGGUAAGAUGGGAUUGUGAGAUACCAUGGCUUGGAGAACAAUAUCAGCCCGACUUCUCAUUGUUAAAGCAACGCAAAUAAGGCAACGGGAUAUAAUAUAAGUAUUGGUUCAUCAACUGAGUUAUGAGAGCCCGUUCUCGUCACACACGCCCUCGACCUCGCGUUUUAUUUCCACGCAUCAACAACAGCAACAGCAAUACUGUCACCAGCAAUAUCAGAUCAAACACAAGAAUGGCUUCAGCUGCAACAGCGCCACAGCCCGAUGUUGAACUAUCCAUACCGCCUCUCUUCACUACUGAACCUCUCAUCCGCGAUAGCCUACCCACAGAGUCAUCGCGUGUCCAGGAUGCAACGAUAGACGAAGUCCUACCUUUUCUUCAAGGUGAAGAAUUCGACUACUGCAACUCCCACGGCCUGCCCCAUCUGGACCGUCGCCUCCAUGUAAAGUUUUUGCAUAAGCAACUGGGAAAGCUGCCCGCCGCUUUCACCACCGCUGACCCCAGUCGGCCCUGGUUCUUCUAUUGGUGUCUGUCUGCUCUUGUUCUUCUAGGAGAGGAUGUCACGGAGUACCGCCAGAGACUUGUCGAUACCGUUCGACCUAUGCAGAAUCAAGAUGGAGGCUUCGCUGGCGGGUUCGGACAUACCUCGCAUCUCGCCACCUCCUAUGCAAGCGUUCUGUCGCUGGCCCUGGUCGGCGGUGAAGACGCCUACGAGGUCAUCGACCGUCGAGCAAUGUGGAGAUGGCUAUGCUCACUCAAGCAGCCCGAUGGAGGGUUCCAAAUGGCACUCGGCGGCGAAGAGGACGUCAGGGGGGCUUACUGCGCGGCCGUCAUCAUAUCGUUACUCAAUCUACCUCUUGAGCUAUCACAGGACUCUCCUGCACGAUCCGCUGGCCAUACUGGUCUAUUCACUGGGCUUGCAGACUAUGUACACCGAUGCCAGACGCACGAGGGAGGCGUGUCGGCAAAGCCGGGCAUCGAAGCACAUGGUGCAUAUGCCUUUUGCGCUCUCGGAUGCCUCUCGAUUCUUGAUUCUCCACAUCGUUCUAUCCCGAGGUAUCUCAAUGUUCCACUGCUUAUCUCUUGGCUGUCUUCGCGACAGUACGCCCCAGAGGGUGGUUUCUCAGGUCGUACCAAUAAGCUAGUCGACGGUUGCUACAGUCACUGGGUCGGAGGAUGCUGGCCCCUCAUCGAGGCUGCACUCAACGGACCCGGGUCCGGCCCUGGAGGGGAAGAGGCCAAUUCAGGCGGCCACGCGCUCCCUGCGGCCAAGGAUAGCCUUUUCAGCCGUGAUGGCUUGAUCCGCUACAUCCUUUGUUGCUGUCAAGACCAGUCUAAGCGGGGUGGUCUGAGAGACAAACCGAGCAAGUACUCUGACGCCUACCACACAUGCUAUGUACUUUCUGGCUUGAGCGCAGCGCAGCACAAGUGGAACUUGGAUGUUGCUCGACCUCACGAGGCAGAUGUGACAGGCGACUCGUGGUCUGUGACACCGUGUAUGGAUGGUGAACAGAUCUUUGAUGAGGAAGAUCGAGUUGCUACCGUGCAUCCUGUCUACGUUAUUCCGCAGCAUAAAGUGGAAGAUAUGCAGAGUUACUUUUCGUCCAAACAUGGCUUCUAGAUCAAGUAGCACUCGUGUAGCGCUGGAUGGGGCUUGGAAGCCAUGAGAAAAGAGAGGCCAUGCAGCUGAGACACGUUAUUUUUCGAUGUACUUCAUAUGUUGGGAAUCUUGUGAGGGAGUAUAUUUGAAAUACCGAGGAUUGAUGCAUUGCUCGCUCGGGCGCACAGAUCUACUAGCUCUGUGGCAAUCUAGCCCAGACAGAGAUACAUAUUUUGGUAGCCAAAGCAUGACAUGGAACCUGCGUCGUCGAGGUUGGACAAACUGGGCUUAUCCAUCUUGGAUCAGAGAUACAGCACACAAACAAACAUGGACCGCAGUGCAUGCAUGAAUCAGAGUCAGAAUCAGUGGAUUCGCGGGGGGGGACAUUCAGCUUCUUCACACACAAGCCGACUUUAAUGGCGCCAUGUCGUGUCGUCAACAGGCAUGACAGAGUAACAGUGCAGCUAACAUGCAUUUCGAUCAAAUAACCAAGGCUGUAUGCCUGGCUGAGUCACAUACUUCUGGGACAUUGAGUGCUUGAACUUUGCUCCACUGUAACUUGAUCCUGUAAUCACAGAAAACCGUAUUGAAUUGAGACCUGCAUGAGAAAUCGAGACCAAUUUCUAUAAGCCCGCACAAAGAGAUGUGUUCUGAAAGGGUAGGAUAGAAUAGAAUUAGACUUGGAUUUCAAGAUAAUUGUCACUACUGGUUAGUUCCUAAAGAGCCCAAUCUUAUAUCUAUCUUGCAUUAUGAUGAGGUCAAUAAUGAACUGUGCCUCUUUCUUUAAUACGGCUUUCCCACCAGCGACACUCCCUCUUAAAACCCGCAAUUAAAUCCUGAAAAGACUCUUCUGCGGUGUUAUUCAAAAGUUUGCUUUGAAUUUACGCUUUGUGAAAGCCAAAUCAGCACAAACUUACCGCGAUAUCCAAGAUGGCAGCAUUUUACAGAAGGGAGCACGUUCAACCAUCUUGUCCUCAACAACAGCCAUUUAGCCAUUUUCAGGUGAGCAGUAUUAAAAGGUGAAUAGGAUUGGUUUGAUUAUUUUUAUUUGUCUGCGCGUCAGGAUGAACCCCCAGCGUUGCUCUAUCUGGUGAAAUGUUGAGUACGAAGCCAUAAUAUAAUGGACUUAUAUGCUCACUUAAAGUCUAGUUUUUACUAGCAACUACCUAAGAGAACCAAAAAGUCUUCAAUCAUACCGUCAAAAAGUUAUUGGUCAUCCUAUCAUCCGCCAAUGCCAUGUCAUAAGUUCCUGGCUGAGUCCUAGAACCAAGUGUCC